Molecule: messenger RNA, 843 nt
Organism: Rhagoletis zephyria (snowberry fruit fly)
Lineage: Eukaryota; Metazoa; Arthropoda; Insecta; Diptera; Tephritidae
Biological process (GO): DNA replication
Source: RefSeq, a predicted model, not a curated record
UGACGUCAACUACAAAACAUUGGAUUUUGUUUGCAAUUUUCUGUAGUUGUAUUUAAUAUUAAAUAAAUGAUCUGGCGAUGAGUGAUUCUGCUUAUAAACUUAAGUACCAAAAAUAUAAAAUACGCGUUAAAACUUGGGAGAAGGAUUUUAAACGAAAAUAUUCUCGUAUUCCAUCUAAAUAUGAUAUUCGAGAGGCGCCACAAGAAAUACGAGAUUCUUACAAAAUGUAUUAUAAGUUGAAGACUUCAUUUUUGGAGGACACGUUGAAUGAUGUAUUUGAUGAUGAUGGAUUCAAUGUGUUGGAAAUCUCUCAGGAUGAAGGCCAUUCAAUUGGAAAACACCACAACAAUGAAAGUCUAGAGAUGUCCAGCAGCAUUGCAGCAUUAGUUGGCGGUAACACAGGUUCCAGCAUUCUCAAUGAAUUCAACCAGUGUGAAGAGCCAGCACGACCGAUUGCAAGGAAGGAUUUCGAAGAAAAAGUUGUUAAAGUGUUUGAUGCUGUAGAACUUUGCGAGUCAAAUGAAAAGGCAUGGGGCCCUGAAGUAAGCAAAAAACCAAUGACGAAGGAUGGAGCAAAAUGCCCACAAGAAGUUGACAAUUUAAAAAAACCCUUCUUGUCUAAUUUAUCUGCCAAACUUUUUAAAUCUACAUCAUUUAGCAAGCGCAAUCCCAGAAAAUCGCUUUCGCGUGCAAAUUCGGAAACAAAUUCGCAACUAUUGCGACAAGAAAGUGCGCCCGGUAUAUGUCAACGUCCUGAAAUACUACCCGAUUUAGAGACAAUCUUAGUCCAAAAGGCGAAAGAACAGCAAUCAGCAGCUCUUACUGCUAAUCCUUUGCUUUCAG